Cuscuta campestris is the source of this 2082-nucleotide messenger RNA. The record is from the annotation of a GenBank genome assembly. Lineage: Eukaryota; Viridiplantae; Streptophyta; Magnoliopsida; Solanales; Convolvulaceae.
AAUAAGUUGCUUCAAGUAUCAUUCCUCUGUUUGGAGCUUGGCUUCUUCCAUUCCACCCCUAAAAUUAAACCAGCAAAUUUAAUUUCCCUAUCAAUCACCAACUUACUUUCUUGGCAUCAAUGGCUCUCAUGCAAAUCUCCAAGAAGGAGGCAGUGUUUACUGGUGAUGAUCAAGUAGGAGAGAGGACCAGGGACGGAACUGUGGACAUGCAUGGCCGGCCGGCUAUCGGGGACCGGACCGGCAAGUGGGUCGCCGGAAUGAUUAUUCUCUUGAAUCAAGGUCUAGCAACUCUUGCAUUCUUUGGCGUAGGGGUAAACUUGGUUCUCUUCCUAACAAGAGUGAUGGGCGAGAGGAAUGCGGAUGCGGCCAAUAGUGUAAGCAAAUGGACUGGCACAGUUUACAUCUUCUCCCUCCUUGGCGCAUUCCUUAGUGAUUCAUACUGGGGAAGAUUCAAAACUUGUGCUAUUUUCCAGAUCAUCUAUGUUAUUGGAUUGGUCUUAUUAUCUUUGACAACCCAACUAUACUUGCUCAAGCCCAAAGGUUGUGGUGAUAAAGAAACACAAUGUGGUUCACAUUCAAGUUGGGUUAUUGAUCUGUUCUACCUCUCGAUCUACCUGGUGGCUCUAGGGAAUGGAGGGUACCAACCAAAUAUUGCCACAUUUGGGGCAGACCAGUUUGACGUUGAAAACCCGAAGGAGAGGCCCUUAAAAGUGGCCUUUUUUAGCUACUUCUACUUGGCCUUGAACCUUGGAUCACUCUUCUCAAAUACCAUUUUGGACUACUUUGAAGAUGAAGGGAACUGGGCUCUUGGAUUUUGGGCUUCUACUACUUCGGCUGCAGCUGCAUUAUUGCUUUUCCUUGUCGGAACGACAAGGUAUAGGCAUUUCAAGCCUAAUGGCAAUCCUCUUUCGAGAAUUUCUCAAGUGGUUGUAGCUGCAUCAAAGAAAUGGAGGGUCAAUGUUCCCGAUGAAGACGUAGAAUUUUUUGAAGUCCAUCAAAAUAAUGAUAAUGGUUCAAGAAAGAUGCUCCACACUGAAGGUUUCAGAUUCUUGGACCGAGCCGCUUUCAUAACACCAAAGGAUGUUGAGAAGAAAGAGCAGGACCCGUGGCGUCUCUGUCCAAUCUCCCAGGUAGAGGAGGUGAAGUGCAUUCUACGGCUUCUACCCAUCUGGCUGUGCACCAUCAUCUACUCCGUUGUUUUCACACAAAUGGCCUCUUUAUUUGUAGAGCAAGGGGAUGCCAUGGAGACAAAGAUCUCAAGCUUUAGAAUCCCGGCAGCCAGCAUGUCCAGCUUCGAUAUCUGUAGUGUUGCAUUGUGCAUCUUCCUAUAUCGAAGACUUUUAGACCCACUCGUUGGGAGGCUAAAGAGAGGGAAGGGCGGUGAUGAUGUACCGUACGCCUCUAAAGGUGGGAUCACUCAACUAGAGAGGAUGGGUGUGGGACUCCUUGUUGCCUUUAUGGCCAUGCUCUCAGCUGGAAUAGUUGAGUGUUACCGACUCAAGCACGCAAUUAUUACCGAUCAAUGCACCAAUUGUGAAAGUGGUGGAUCUAGCACCUUGAGCAUAUUGUGGCAAAUCCCACAAUACUCACUGAUCGGUGCUUCCGAAGUCUUCAUGUACGUUGGGCAGUUAGAGUUCUUCAACGAGCAUGCACCCGACGGUCUGAAGAGCUUCGGGAGUGCGCUUUGUAUGACAUCAAUAUCGUUGGGGAAUUACGUCAGCAGCCUGUUGGUGAGCAUAAUUAUGAAAAUUUCAGCCAAUAAUAAAAUGCCUGGGUGGAUUCCUGGAAACCUUAAUAGAGGACAUCUAGACAAAUUUUACUUUCUGCUAGCUGGUUUGACUAUAUUUGAUUUGGUAGCAUACAUUGCUUGUGCAAAGUGGUACAAGUGUGCAAGGCUAGGGGAUAAGUAUGAAAAGGGUGAGGAAAAGAAUUAUCAAGGAAUCUAAUGUAAAUAAUAAUGCACCUCAAGGAGAAACAAUAUUGGUAUGUCCUAUGGAAUCAUCAUUUGAAUCAGAGGCCAUUAGACAUCAAUUCCCACAAAAUUAAACCCUUCCAUUGUUGAAGAUGUUUAGCUUUCCACUA